Messenger RNA from Wyeomyia smithii (pitcher-plant mosquito), 1842 nucleotides. RefSeq lists its product as uncharacterized. Lineage: Eukaryota; Metazoa; Arthropoda; Insecta; Diptera; Culicidae. The transcript is spliced from 2 exons. Bases 1 to 1842 code for a protein of 613 amino acids. The record is from RefSeq and is a predicted model, not a curated record.
AUGCACUAUGUUCGCGACUGUCCAUUUUCUGAUCACCUAUGCAAAGUAUGCAACCGCACUGGUAAUAAGGAAAACUACUGCGGCUGUGCAAACAAAUCUUCAAACAAUCCUUCCACUCAAUCCCGAGAGAAGAAGCAAUUCAAAAAGAAAGCCAGUUUCAGACCCGACACCAAAGAAAUUUUCUUGAACCAUAUCGCUAACAGCUCCAGAAAACGAAAAUAUGUGACAAUCACCAUCAACAAUGUCGCUGUCUCGCUACAACUGGACUCUGCAAGCGAUAUCACAGUAAUUUCCGAAUCAAUGUGGCAACAAUUGGGACGGCCGAAGCUGACACCAUCAUCGAUUGAAGCAUCCAACGCAUCCGGUGGACUCCUCGCCCUCAUCGGCGAAUUUCAUUGCGAAGUGACCCUCAACGGCAUGGUCAAGCGUGGCUAUUGUUUCGUGACGUCAUCACCGGAUCUCAACGUGCUCGGAAUAGAUUGGAUCGAUAUGUUCAACCUAUGGUCAGUUCCAUUCGAUACACUUUGCAGUAAGGUCGCAACAGUUACUGGGUCGUGUUCUAAGGAAAUCAUAGCGCAACUUCAAGCUAACCAUCCGGCGGUCUUCGAUAAUUCACUGGGACACUGCACAAAGACAAUGGUUAAACUAUUUCUCAAGCCUAACGCCAAACCCGUUUUUUGUUCGAAGCGCCCAGUUCCGUUCAACACCAUUUCGCUGAUCGAUGAAGAAUUGACACGUCUUCAGUCGCUGGGAAUCAUCACACCGAUCGAUUUCUCCGAGUGGGCUGCUCCGAUAGUCGCAGUGCGCAAGCUGAACGGUAAAGUUCGCAUUUGUGCGGACUAUUCCACUGGCCUCAACGAUGCACUGGAAGCCAAUCACUAUCCUCUUCCAACUCCAGAAGAAAUUUUCGCGCAGCUCAAUGGAAGUGCCGUCUUCAGCAUUAUAGACCUCUCCGAUGCGUAUCUUCAGCUGGAAGUAGAUGAUGAAGCGAAGAAACUUCUCACCAUAAAUACGCACCGGGGUCUCUUCAUAGUCAACUGGCUUGCACCAGGGGUAGAAUCAGCGCCUGGGGCUUUCCAACGGCUUGUUGACACUAUGAUUGCUGAUUUUCCUGGGGUACGUUCGUUUCUCGACGAUGCUAUCAUCUUUGGACCAACCUGGGAGGCACACAAGGCCUCAUUAGACAUGCUUCUUCGACGUUUGGAGGACAAAGGCAUUCGUCCUGAUCCAGAAAAGCUCCAAGUCAUCGCUUCUAUCCCGGCACAAACCAACGUUUCCGUGCUCCGUUCCUUCCUGGGAGCCGUUAACUUCUACGGCCGGUUUGUUCGUAACAUCCAUGAGCUUCGCCAUCCUCUCGACAAACUACUCAAGAAGGAUACGAAGUGGCAGUGGAAUACCGAUUGUCAAAGGUCUUUUGAGCAAUUCAAACAAGUUCUGCAGUCCGAACUGUUGCUGACGCAUUACGAUCCCAAAUUACCAAUCAUCGUAGCGGCGGACGCUUCCAACACGGGCAUCGGUGCAGUGAUCUUCCACGAAUUUCCCAAUGGACACUUGAAGGCAAUUCAGCACGCAUCGAGAUCCCUCACCCAGGCAGAGCAAGCUUAUGGACAGCCCGCGCUAACCUAUGGCGUAACAAAGUUCCACAAGUACUUGUUGGGUCGACGAUUCACUCUUCUCACUGAGCACAAGCCAUUGCUAUCAAUCUUUGGGUCAAAGAAGGGUAUUCCAUUACAUACCGCGAAUCGACUCCAGCGGUGGGCGUUGAUGCUACUCAACUACGACUUCGACAUCCGUCACGUUUCACCAACGACUUCGGUUGCGCCGAUAUGCUGUCUAGACUGA